ACCCUCCUCACCACGAUGUCCUUGCUGACGUCCCGGCCCUGUCCCCUUCCCCCGUGGUGCUGCUCGACGCGUCUUCCACCUCCGUGUCCCCGCUCCGACACGUCCCCGUCCCUGCAGGCCUUCAGCCGGGCGCACCGCAUCGGCCAGGCCAACAAGGUGAUGAUCUACCGGUUCGUGACACGCGCGUCAGUGGAGGAACGCAUCACGCAGGUGGCCAAGCGCAAGAUGAUGCUGACGCACCUGGUGGUGCGCCCGGGGCUGGGCUCCAAGGCCGGCUCCAUGUCCAAGCAGGAGCUUGAUGACAUCCUCAAGUUUGGCACUGAGGAGCUCUUCAAGGACGAGAACGAGGGGGAGAACAAGGAGGAGGACAGCAGCGUCAUCCACUACGACAACGAGGCCAUCGCCCGGCUGCUCGAUCGCAACCAGGACGCCACCGACGACGCCGACGUGCAGAACAUGAACGAGUACCUCAGCUCCUUCAAGGUGGCGCAGUACGUCGUGCGCGAGGAGGACAAGAUCGAGGAGAUCGAGCGGGAGAUCAUCAAGCAGGAGGAGAACGUCGACCCCGACUACUGGGAGAAGCUGCUGCGGCACCACUACGAGCAGCAGCAGGAGGACCUGGCGCGCAACCUGGGCAAGGGCAAGCGGGUGCGCAAGCAGGUCAACUACAACGACGCUGCCCAGGAGGACCAAGACAACCAGUCCGAGUACUCGGUGGGCUCCGAGGAGGAGGACGAGGACUUCGAUGAGAGGCCGGAGGGCCGGCGCCAGUCCAAGCGGCAGCUCCGGAACGAGAAGGACAAACCGCUGCCCCCGCUGCUGGCCCGGGUGGGGGGCAACAUCGAGGUGAGGACCCCCGGGGGGGCACCUCGGGGUGGGGGGGGGUCCCCGGGGUCCCCCCCCGGGGUCCCUUUUGUCACCUGGGGGGGGGCAGCGGGUCCCCUUUGUCCCGUAUCCCACCCUGG
Oxyura jamaicensis (ruddy duck) is the source of this 965-nucleotide messenger RNA. Its product is annotated as chromodomain-helicase-DNA-binding protein 3-like. Gene Ontology annotation, molecular function: ATP hydrolysis activity; chromatin binding; DNA binding. Gene Ontology annotation, cellular component: nucleus; NuRD complex; chromatin. Gene Ontology annotation, biological process: negative regulation of transcription by RNA polymerase II; chromatin remodeling. The record is from RefSeq and is a predicted model, not a curated record. The annotation marks the transcript as partial. NCBI's taxonomy places the organism in Eukaryota, Metazoa, Chordata, Aves, Anseriformes, Anatidae. The transcript has 5 exons.